This is a messenger RNA of Toxotes jaculatrix (banded archerfish), 2171 nucleotides long. It is a transcript of the gene sepsecs, whose product is annotated as Sep (O-phosphoserine) tRNA:Sec (selenocysteine) tRNA synthase. Gene Ontology annotation, biological process: conversion of seryl-tRNAsec to selenocys-tRNAsec; selenocysteine incorporation. The record is from RefSeq and is a predicted model, not a curated record. The transcript has 13 exons. Gene Ontology annotation, molecular function: O-phosphoseryl-tRNA(Sec) selenium transferase activity; tRNA binding. NCBI's taxonomy places the organism in Eukaryota, Metazoa, Chordata, Actinopteri, Toxotidae. Bases 120 to 1586 code for a protein of 488 amino acids.
ACGGAAGUGUGGUUGCUGAUUCUCUGCCUCCAUGCUGUCUGCCCCUGCUCCCGCUGCUUGUCUUCACACCUGUGAAUAGUUUGGAGUCGGUUUGACGGUUAGAAAGACGAGGGAAAGAGAUGAACAGUGAAAACUUCACCCUGAGUGAGAAGAUAGUGUCACCCUCCUACAUUCGACAGGGGUCUCAGGCGCGUCGUGGCCAUGAGCAGCUCAUCAGACACUUACUGGAGCAGGGGAAGUGUCCAGAGGAAGGAUGGAGUGAGAGCACCAUCGAGCUCUUCCUGAAUGAACUGGCUGUGAUGGACAGCAAUAACUUCCUCGGCAACUGUGGAGUGGGGGAGAGGGAAGGCCGGGUGGCGUCCAGCCUUGUUGCAAGACGACAUUACAGGUUGAUCCAUGGCAUAGGUCGGUCAGGUGACAUCGCUGCUAUUCAGCCCAAAGCUGCAGGAUCCAGUUUGCUAAACAAGCUGACCAACUCGGUUGUGUUGGACAUCUUGAGGCUUGCAGGUGUGCGGAGUGUGGCAAGCUGCUUUGUAGUUCCCAUGGCAACGGGAAUGAGCUUGACUCUGUGCUUCCUGACCCUUCGCCAUCGGAGGCCCAAGGCUCGCUACAUCAUUUGGCCUCGCAUUGACCAGAAGUCCUGUUUCAAAGCCAUGAUCACAGCAGGCUUUGAACCUGUGGUGGUGGAGAAUGUUCUUGAAGGCGAUGAGCUGCGGACGAACUUGGAAGCAGUCGAGCGCAAGAUCAAGGAGCUUGGAGCCGAGAACGUCCUGUGUGUUCAUUCAACAACGUCCUGCUUUGCCCCGCGAGUCCCCGACAGGCUUGAGGAGCUCGCCACUCUAUGCGCCAAGUAUAGCAUUCCGCACAUAGUUAACAAUGCAUACGGCGUACAGUCGUCCAAAUGCAUGCACUUGAUACAACAGGGGGCCCGCGUAGGAAGGAUCGAUGCCUUUGUGCAGAGCUUGGACAAGAACUUUAUGGUUCCAGUAGGUGGCGCCAUAAUCGCAGGUUUUGAUGAGUCCUUCAUACAAGAGAUUAGUAAGAUGUACCCAGGUCGAGCAUCAGCCUCGCCCUCCCUCGACGUCCUCAUUACCCUUCUCACUCUGGGAGCCAACGGCUACAAGAAACUCCUGUCAGAAAGAAAGGAGAUCUAUUUGUUCCUGGCUCAGGAGCUGAAGAGUCUGGCCUCUGCACACGGGGAGAGACUGCUUCACACCCCACAUAACCCCAUUUCACUGGCCAUGUCUCUGGAUGGCCUCCAGACUGAGAAUGACAAGGCAGUGACUCAACUGGGCUCCAUGCUGUUUACCCGGCAAGUGUCAGGAGCCAGGGUAAUACCUCUGGGCAAGGAGCAGACCAUAAGCGGGCACACGUUCCACGGCUUUAUGUCACACUCGGAGGCGUACCCCUGCCCUUACCUCAACGCCGCCUCGGCUGUUGGCAUCACUCGAGAAGAUGUAACACUGUGCAUGAAACGGCUCGACAAGUGCCUGAAGACUCUGAAGAAAGAGUUAAAUGCUGCUAAAAGUCCUUCCCCGGUCCUUUCACCAAACCAGGAGGACGCUACAGGAGAAGAGACAAAGUGAUUUUCACGGACCUGUGCAGCCUGCGCGUACUUCUGACCUGGUUUGCUGCUUUCCACAUCUUUUGCUGAUGUUGCAGAGAUGCUGUGAGGAUAGUCAGGCCCACUUUUUUUCUGCAGGACAGUUUUAAAGGAUCCCUCUUUACUGAUCAAGUCUGCUGCAGUGUGUAAAUCAAAAAAAGGCUACCACUGAGAAACUUACACGGUUACGCAAUCAAAUAAUCAGUUUGAUAAUUAAAGUGUUUUCUCAGUGGUUUAAGAUUCUUGCUGCCUCUUGUUUUCCUUCAUCUCUCACCACCAAAAUAGACUGCCUUUAAAAAAAUAUUCCUCCUGAAUCUGCACUCCACACACUCAAUCAUAAGGCUAAGUACCCCAGGGAUGUUGCUGCUUAACAAAUGGCCCCUUCACUCCUGGCUCUAAGCAGCAGCCAGGUAAAGUUCAGAGAUGAUGGAGAGCCGGAGUGUCGCAAACAGGGCCACAGAUGAGAGGCCUGGCACCAGAAGGUGUACAGUUUAUGAAACUACCUGACAAAGCCCUGAAAUAUUCUGGUUAAAAGCAGGAAUCGUUGCUGAUGGGAUGGUCGAUGUGU